Messenger RNA from Cylindrotheca closterium, 1329 nucleotides. The record is from the annotation of a GenBank genome assembly. Lineage: Eukaryota; Bacillariophyta; Bacillariophyceae; Bacillariales; Bacillariaceae.
AUGGCUGUGACUUGGGGACAAAACCAAACACAUGUGUUCGGCACACCAGCCCCAGGAGGAACUCCUGGAUCAGCACCUGGAGGAACACCACAGCCUUCGGCCUUUGGGGCACCUUCACCCGGUCCAGCUCCAGGGGGGCUCUUUGGUGCUUCGACACCAGCCCCCAGUGGAGGAUUGUUUGGAGCCCCAUCACCAGCUCCCACUGGAGGAAGUUUGUUUGGCGCUCCAUCCACUGGAAGUCUAUUUGGUAAUACAGCACCAUCGCCUGCCCCAGGAGGUUCUAUGUUUGGGUCGACGACUCCUGCGCCGGGACCUGGCACGAGUCUAUUUGGAAGUAGUAGUACCGGUACGAGCUUAUUUGGAGCCCCAGCCCCUUCUUCUUCGGGCAGUCUCUUUGGAUCCUCGGCACCUUCCGGCUUUUAUGGAUCGAAUUCUAAUGCCGCAAAUACAGCGCAGCCGCCACAGCCUCAAAUCCCUGCACAAGCUGCCUUGCAAGCCCACUUGAAUGCUUCUGCACAGCAAGAAGCCGAUCGAGUGCGAUCCAAACUAGAAUCCUUACAUCGAGCCUAUACCAGCGGAUCUACUGCCACAGUAACUGCAGGAAACAAUCCUUUUGUCGCCAUUGUCUACAAUGACCUGACUCCGGAACAGCGACAAAUGCAAUGGGUCCAGGGAAUGGGAAGCCAUACCAAUGUCAUUUUGGAACCCCCAAAGCCACCACAAAUAUCCCAAGAAGAAUGGAGCAAGGCAGUGGUCAAUAAUCCAGAUCCACACAAUUAUAUGCCCAUCCCUUUAGUUGGAGGAGUUGCACUUCAAGCCCGAGUCUCCUGGCAGCAAGAUCGCGCCAAGGAACUUUCCAAAAAUGCUUCCAUUUUGCACAAAUCGCACGAAACCGUCCAACAGCGAGUGUCGCAAACCCUUCAACAGCUAAACCAGAAAAUAGCCUCGCACAAAGAACUCCAGCACCAACUAUUACAAAUGAUGAAAAAGGUCGAAGUCGUCCGCUGCAUGAAUCAACCCUUGCAACCAGAUGAAUUUCAAGUCAUGCAACGGUUGCAACAAGUCAUGCAAAAUCUGGAGCAGGUCCAACGUGUCAUGGUCGCCAUCCAAGACAAGGCCCGAGCACAUCAAGAAACUCAACGGUCCAUCAACCGAACGGCCAACAGUACCGCCAAGCAAGGACUGCCGCCUACCGAAAAACUGCUUCCAGUGUUGCAAAAGCAACGACAACAACUGGAAACUUUGACAACACUGGCUGGAAAAGACAAGCGAGAUGUCGAACUGAUUGGAACACGGGCUGCACUCACAGUUCCUUCAGUGGGGUACUAA